GCCGGUUCGUUCGACCGCAAGACGUUUUCAGAACAGCCCAUUCAUCACAAGACUGACAACCUCGACUCGUGCCACAGCAUGCCGGCACAUUGCGUCGUAGCUGGUUCUUGAGAUUGGGCGUGGAAUCUAAGAUUGGCAAGGUACAGGGAAUUACGAGCUGAUGACCAUGGCCGCGAGGUUGUCAAACCUUCCCGACCUUCGACUACUACAUCUGGCUGGACGAGACUCUGCCGACGCUCUUGCUCAGUCCUGCAUCGAUUUGGACGGCGUAAUAGCUCCAACCACACGUUUGUACAUAUUUGAUACCGGGGCUAUGUUAUGGGUCAAUCGAUGGAGUUCACAGUUCCGGCUGGCUACUAUCCUCCAUUCGCUAUAAUCACAAAGGAUGACCACGGCGGCUUGAUCAUUAUUGCGACCGCAUUGGGUCUUGCCCUUGCUUUGCUAUCGAUCGCGAUCAGGGUCUACGUGAAAUGGAUGUCAAGUCAGCGCGCAGGCAUAGACGAUCUCUUGCUUGCUGUUGGAGCGAUGUUCGCAUUCAUCCAAGAAAGUGUAAUACUUGCGGCUUGUGCUAGAGGACUGGGUCGAUCGAUGAGCUUGCUUGACCUAAGCAGUAUACGAUAUAUUGAAAAGUCAUUUUACACAAGCCAGCUCUUCACGAUUCUCGCACUGAGCCUCUGCAAAUGUUCGAUCGCCACCUUCAUCAUAAGAUUAACGCCGCAAACCUUGAU
This is a messenger RNA of Pseudocercospora fijiensis CIRAD86, 728 nucleotides long. RefSeq lists its product as uncharacterized. The transcript has 3 exons. The annotation marks the transcript as partial. NCBI's taxonomy places the organism in Eukaryota, Fungi, Ascomycota, Dothideomycetes, Mycosphaerellales, Mycosphaerellaceae. The record is from RefSeq and is a predicted model, not a curated record.